Aureobasidium musti is the source of this 1407-nucleotide messenger RNA. The record is from the annotation of a GenBank genome assembly. Lineage: Eukaryota; Fungi; Ascomycota; Dothideomycetes; Dothideales; Saccotheciaceae.
AUGCCGAAAUCUGUAGCCUCGUAUGCGUACGACGCAGACGCUUUCGACCAAGAUAGCACUNNCCCCCCUACUCCAAGGAGCAGCAGAGGCAGCACUGUGAGAAGACAUGGCCGCCGCCUCGCCUCCGACUGGGAUCUGAAGAGCCGACUGCCUUCACGCCUAGUCCUCGAUGAUCACGCUUCUCUGCUCGACAACCCUGAUGGCCGCCCAGCCUAUCGUGCCAUAGCAUCGGCGCCUCAGUCUCCUAAGAAGACGUUCCGAAGGAGGAACAGCGCUCCGAGCGCCGAAAGACGCCUAGGGACCCUCACCUCGAGAGUCGUAAAAGCCUUUGGCACUGAAGCAAACCGGCUUGAAGGUCGUCACUCUGCUUCCUGCGCACUGAUAUUUUUGCUAACACCGAUCGCAGAAGACGAUGACGACGAUGAUGACCACCAAAAACUAUCCGAGUCCAUUUACUACGACGACCGCGUCUGGUACGAUCAGUAUACGAGUACAGACUGGGUACAAGACAGCAUAAGCGAUGCCUUUCGCUUGAAAGAGUUGCGUAGCCGUAAAGGCUUCAGGGGCAGAGCUGAAGGUCUGUUCGAUUCCGCUCAGGGCUGGAUACUAGUAGCUGUUAUUGGAUGCGUCACUGCUGGUAUCGCAUACAUCGUCGAUGUGUCCGAGUCCUUCAUAUUCGACUUGAAGACAGGCUAUUGCUCGUACAAAUGGUACUAUGGAAAGAGAAGCUGUUGUGGAGGUGCUAGUACCUGCGAUCAAUGGUCUCGUUGGUCAUUGCGUCUGACUCCUGGCCCUGAAGAAAAUGGCUGGUUCGACUAUGCAGCUUUCGUCUUCUGGGUGAUAGCUCUGUCUCUGGCAGCCUGCUUGGUCACAUUGCAGACAAAGACUGUUGUCAGCUCGGCUGUCAGUCUAUCUACACUCGACGAAAAUCUUGCCGCACAAGCCCCAACCACUGCCGAAGCACGGAAGGACAGUUCGGGCAGUCCUACGCGUCGCUUUGCUGAAGCUGCCCAACGUCCUCCUAUGGUAUACUACCCAGCUGCUGGAAGUGGUGUCGCUGAGGUCAAAGUCAUUCUUAGCGGUUUCAUCAUCCGAGGAUACCUCGGUUUGCGAACUCUUGUCUUCAAAACCUUUGGCCUGAUCCUCAGUGUUGCUUCCGGUCUCUCGAUCGGUAAAGAAGGACCAUUUGUCCACGUUGCGACCUGCGUCGGUAACGUCGCAUGCCGCAUGUUCGAAAAGUAUCAUGUGAAUGACGCCAAAAGACGAGANAGUGGUGUUGCAGUUGCCUUUGGUUCUCCCAUCGGAGGUGUUCUCUUCAGCUUGGAGGAAGUCAGCUACUAUUUCCCACCCAAGACUUUGUUCCGAACCUUCUUCUGCUGCAUCGUAAGUCAUUCGAGAACCCGCUGA